AUGCACCUGGCCCUCACCACUGUGCUCCUGUGGGCAUGGGGGAGUCUCCAGGCCUUUGAAAUUGUAGAGAAGGAAAACAUUUUUCAGAAGACCCCCUGCCCUGCUUUCCUGAUGUUUGAAAAUGCAGCCUACUUGGCCGACAUGAGCUUUGAGCUUCCCUGUCACUGCAAACCCGAAGAGGUGCCAGCUGUAGUCUGGUUCUACCAAAAGCACCUAGGUAGCAGCCACACCAAAGUGCUGACGGACUUCGAUGGGCGGGUGCUGACAGAGGCAGCCCAGGUACGUGUGGGCAGCGACAUGCUGACCCGCUUCAGCAUCCGCAUGUUCAGCCUGUUGGUUUUCAGGGCUCAGCCUGAGGACUCGGGCCUGUACUUCUGCGGCACCCGCAAGGGGGACUACUUUUACGCCUACGAUGUGGACAUCCAGAACAGUGAGGGAAUGGUGGCCACCUUCCAGGACGAGGGCCAGGAGCCCUUUGCAGAUGAAUACUAUGGGCACCUCCAUGUCUUCACCACCUUCUGGGAAUGGACCCCCUGUGACCGCUGCGGGGUGCGUGGGGAGCAGUGGCGCAUCGGCCUCUGCUACCUGCAGAGCCCAGACCUCUCCCCACGCUACCUCAAGGCGGUGCCCGAUGUGGUGUCCUGUGGUUCAAGGGCUGUACCAAGGAAGCUGCAGACCAAGGCCAGGCACCACACCCCUGAGCUGCUGGUUCGGAGCUGCAUAGUACCCUGUGAGAAGACGAAGACCAUCCGGGAGGGUGUGCUGGCCAUCAUUAACUAUGUGUCCAAAGUGGGCAGCCGGCCCUGGGUGCCCCAGGUGCCCAUUCAGUUCCACCAGCAGAGACUGGGCCAUGGACUCAUCAUCUCCUGUCCCGGGGCCCGGCCAGAGCAUGCGGUGGCCUGGGACAAAGACCGCCAGCACCUCUACCGCACACAGUACCUGAAGGGUGUCAACAGGUCCAUGAGGGUGUUCAUUGACCACGGCAACCAGCUCCACAUCCGCUUCACCCAGCUGGAUGACCGGGGCAUCUACUAUUGCUGGAGGCAGGGUGUGCGAGUUGCUGGCUUCCGGCUGGGCGUGACAUCUCGUGGGCGCUACCCAGCCUCGUUGUCGGAUCCUGAGACUCGCUCGGCCGUGGAGCUCACCCUGAUAGGCUACCUGUUCAUCACGGCAGUCUUCGUCACCAUUCACCUCUGUCGCUGCUGCUGUUACUUAUUUCAGUGUUGUCCCAACUUCUCCCCCUAGGAUCUCUCUUUGCCCAGCUCUGACGACCAGUUGUCCUUCAAUGUGUUUGUUAAAUGAUACCAGAUGUCUCUGGGUGGGUACCCGGGGUGGGACGUGUGGUAGGAACAUGUGGACAAAUCUGUUAGUUAUAGCCUGCUCCCCGUUUUCAUGGGCAGGUCUGGGGCCUGAUCUGAGAAGUGGAGGGACUUGAGACUGGUGGGAGAUUGGGGACUGAGGUCAGGAUGGAAGUAGUUAGGGUACAUGUGUUUCCUGACUUCACACUUAGGUCAGAGAAGGAAGGCGUGAACUCAGAUUUAUCCAGUGGUAAACACUGAUCAGUGUUGA
Rhinopithecus roxellana (golden snub-nosed monkey) is the source of this 1569-nucleotide messenger RNA. It is a transcript of the gene FAM187A, whose product is annotated as family with sequence similarity 187 member A. The transcript has a single exon. Lineage: Eukaryota; Metazoa; Chordata; Mammalia; Primates; Cercopithecidae. The coding region runs from base 1 to 1245 and encodes 414 amino acids. The record is from RefSeq and is a predicted model, not a curated record.